CAGGCAGAGCUGGGCGUAGCAGAGCUGAUCACAAAGUUUCACCCCGGAAGCAACAGGUAACUUGUACAGAAGACACAAGGAGAAGACAUGUAACAGAGGCAGAUCUGGGCUUCUCAGCAGAUAAGAUCCCCUCCACCACCCCCUGAAUGUGAAAGAGGAGAAUGGCUGUAACACAAGAAGUUGUGCUGAACUUUCUACUGGAACAGGGAGGAAAGGUGAAGAACUCAGAACUGAUCCGAAAGUUCAAGCCUGUGGUGGAGUCUCCUGACCCUCAAGAAAAGGCAAACAACCGGGAGCUCUUUAAGAGGUUUGUGAAUAACAUAGCAGUGGUGAAAGAUGAGGGGGGCACAAAGAUGGUUGUACUGAAGAAGAAGUAUACCUAUUUACUGACAGAGAAGGUGACAUCAGGUGCAGCAGUGGAGGAAGAACAUGGGGAAAUAGCCAGCUCCAGCAAAGAAGAACAAACAGAGCUUGUACCUUUGGGUGGCAGUGACAACAUAGAGGAGAUAGCACCCAGCUCCCAGGAGACAAGGACUUCACUGCAGGAUGAAUCUGACCCAGAUCCCAGACUGCCAGAGCCACAAGAUGCAGGCUCUGCUGAAACCACCCCUGAAACAACUGACCAGUCUCAAGUAGGACACUUAAAUGAGGAGCCUACAGAAGAAGAGAAUGAAGAUAAAAGGGAGUCUGUGUUUGACAUUGUGUCUAGAAUGGACAAUGCUGGACCAGUUCCUUUUCCCAAGGCAUGGUCUGAUGCCCAGACUAAAGACCAGGUUCAGAAGCCACACAUGCUGCCAUUACGUUAUGCCCAAUCUUCAUUUGAAGAAACGAACCAGAGUGGAUACCAUCCACUCCAACCAACUGUCCAGCCUAAUGCUAUUCAGGAGUCCUCAUUUACUAAAUCCCCCAAGGUGACCAGCAGACAGCUUGAUGAUACAGGCUCCAAGUCUCCCCACAUCAAGAGGUCAGCUAAAAUGAUCAAAGUAAGUGAGGAGACCAAAUAUUCAGAUGAGGUACACCUGGAGUUAUCUGAACACGAGUGGUUAGUUAAUUCCACUAAUGGACGAUGGAAUCAUAAACUCCUUGAACUUAGUAGGAAUGAUAGUGAAUUGGCUGGUAAGAGAGACUUUAUAUCUGGAUUUACUGCACUGCACUGGGCAGCCAAGAGUGGCAACACAGAGAUGGUGAAAUUAUUGUUUGAUCUACGUUGCAAAAAUGGCAGUAACAUUAAUGUGAAUGCAAGAUCUUUUGGUGGGUAUACACCACUGCAUAUAGCUGCUAUACAUGAGUGUAAAGAUGUCAUACUUAUGUUAACUAGAGAUUAUAAAGCAAAUGUCAACAUCCGAGAUAACAGUGGGAAAAAGCCAUACCAUUACCUAAAGAAAAGCUCCCCUGUACAGCUCAAGUUUAUUUUACAAGAUCCAGCUACUUUAAAUGUAGAACAUACUAUCCCAAUGAAAAGAAACUCCAAGGUUGCUGCCUCCAUAUUGGGAACCACCAGUGCCUUCCUUGGUGUCCUUUCUGAUGACAUUGCGUUUCAUGACUUGGCAAAAGGACUGAAAAAGCCAGGAACAUUAAAUAAGUUCUUUACUGCACCCUCUGGGGUGAAAAAGAAGCUGAAGGCAAGGGACAGCUAUCCGUCCAUCUCUUCUCUUUGUGAAGAACCAGAAGAACCUGAAGAAAUUGUGGGAAAGCGCAGACCUGUUUCUGAGUUUUUUAGCCAUUAGCUUACUAUUGAGUCAGUAGCUAACACCUUGCACUGAUGCUGGAUUAACUGCAUAAUCGUAACUCUGCUUUGGGUAUGAGGUUGUUUACUAUGUGGGUUCAGUUUUCAAAAUGUAUUUCACAAUAAUCUAUCAAUCAUUGUUUAACAUAAUUAUGACUACUAGGACAUUCUUCUUGUGAUAUCCCUGUAUGUUUGUUUUUGUUUUAUGUCAGCCACUUAAUGGUAUGUAGCUGCGUAGGUCAGAAGCCAGGUAACCGUUUAAAAUGUGCUGGUGGUAUUUAUGAUUUUUGUUGUUGUUGUGUUCUAUUGAUAUCGAUGAUGAUGAUGAUUAUUGGCAGUUCAUUGAAAAAAUACACGUUUCCUGAAAUGGU
Molecule: messenger RNA, 2097 nt
Organism: Bufo bufo (common toad)
Lineage: Eukaryota; Metazoa; Chordata; Amphibia; Anura; Bufonidae
Gene: SOWAHA
Product: sosondowah ankyrin repeat domain family member A
Exons: 1
Coding region: 162-1727 (521 amino acids)
Molecular function (GO): protein binding
Source: RefSeq, a predicted model, not a curated record